AACCUACAACUUACCCUGGGCGGACUUGUCCAGCGGAAUCGCCUGGGCCUUCAAGCGCUGAUCGAUCACGUACAGCAUCUCGCUGCCGAGAUUUAGCAGAAUAAACAGGAAUCGGGAACACGCGUGUCCACGGUAUCGAACGGCUUUCCGAAGAGUGGCAAGAACCAAAAUAAAUAGGGCUCACACUGGCGGUGAACGCAGCGCAGUUUGUUGGUGGCAACCGGUGCCAUGGUGAAGCAAACAAACCUGGGGCCGAGUUUGUUAUCAGCUGAUUGCCGGAUCCACUAAAAGUGGAGUCAGUGUUGAUUGGGUCUCCCUUGAAUCGCUUAGUAGUAAUGCCAAUCCUGAGAUGAUGAGUAGCCAGCAGCUUCGGUCUACGAAUACCUAAUCUUUAGUUGCAAACCUGAAAAGGACCUUUGAUUAACGGAGGAACCCGUUUCAGAAAAUGCCGCUCGACGCGUACGACCUGUACUCGGAGCUGUGGCGCACCGUCGUCAUUAACGGCCAGCUGGAGCAGUUGACGGCAGCGCUCAAGGGUUGCAGCACCGACUCGGAGAUCAUCCGAUACAUCCGCCAGGUCGUUGACGAGCACGGCAUGCUGGAGUUCAUCAAACCCAAAGGCGAUGGCAAAGACGAAAGCAAAGCGAUUGCUUGCCGGAAGCGGGGCAACGAGUGUUUCCACCCCAAGGUGCGAAAGUACGUCAAGGCGGUUGAGCACUACAACGAAAGUAUUGCCCUCGCGGAAGCCAACUCGGAAACGCUGGCCAUUGCUUACGCGAACCGUUCGGCGGUUUGCUUCGAGCUGCAGGAGUACGAGGCGUGUUUGGAGAACAUCCGGCUGGCGCGACAGAAUCCUUAUCCGGAGAAUUUGCUGGGCAAAUUGGCGAAGAGGGAAGCCGAAUGUCAGAACAAGCUCCAAAGCAACGGCGGAGCGGAGGUCAGCGAGAUACGGGAGCCGAAGUUGAGCUACAAACCGAAUCCCUCGAUUCCGCACGUUUCUGACUGUCUGGAGCUGAAGGAGGACAGCCAAUUCGGACGAUAUCUGGUGACGAACCGCAAUCUCAGCGCUGGGGAUGUUGUGAUAGUAGAGAAGCCGUUUUCGCGACUGCUUGCUGCCCAGCUGCGUUAUCUCAACUGUGAUUACUGCCAUCAGGACGUAUUUCUUUCGUUGAUUCCGUGCGAAAGCUGCUCGUUUACGAUGUUCUGCUCAAAGGAUUGUCGUAAGAAAGCCAACGAGGGUUACCACUCCGUCGAGUGUCCCAUCAUCAAAGAUAUGCACUUCCUCUUCACGAAAGUAAUCCUGAUGGCUUUACGAACCACGACGAUGGCCAUCUCAACGUUCGGUGGUAAUCUAGACGAACUACGUCUCCACAUCGAGUCCAUUGACGAGUCAAACCUGCACCCGUUCAAGCUGGACUGGACCGGAAUCUCACCGCAGGAAGUGUACAGCACCAUCCACGUGCUAGCGACAAACCAGAAGCAGCGCACCCCAGGUGACCUGACGCAACGUGCAAUCUACGCGAUCGUGAUGAGCGAAGUUCUGUUCGGGAAAAGUCAACGUCUGAACGAACUCUGCGGCGACAACGAAUCCCAUCGGGAUCUGGUGCGACAGCUUAUCUUCCGACACGCACAGACCGCUCCGGUCAACAUGCAUUCGCUGAUGUACAUGGACUACGCACCGGACGCGGACGAGGAGCAGUUCCGUCAGGAAUCUCUGGGUUGUGGAUCGUUCCCGAUCUUGAGUAUGAUCAAUCAUUCGUGCGCGCCGAACCUGGUACGCGUGACGCUGUCUUCCGGGUGUGUCGCAGCGUUGAUCAACAGACCGGUCAAGAAGGGCGGCCAGCUGUUUGAUAACUAUGGCUACCAUCACUGUCUGGACGCGCUCACCGAUCGGCAGAGUGGACUCCGCGCGCAGUACAGCUUCAAGUGUGAGUGCGAGGCCUGCCGGAAGAACUAUCCGCUCUACUUCUCGCUGAAACGCAUCGAACUACCCCCGAACGUGGUCCAUCCAAUCAACAACGACGAAUUUGAGCGGCUCAGGGAGCACGACAUGCAGACGGCGCUCAAGAAAAUGCCCGACUAUUGUCGGUUCAUCAACACAUUUGGCGGCCAAUAUCCGUGCUACGACGUUAGCUCCGUCCAGGAAGCGCUGUUGCGCUGCUUUCAAGUCAUUUUUGCGACGCAAACGCGCAAGCUAAAGUACAAGGACUUGUCAUCUCUGUAGUGAAAUAACUUUUCAUUUUGCCAGUUUUUAUCGAUCAGAUUUAGCAAUAAUAUGUAACAUUCAGAUAACUACCCAAUAAAGCUCGGUAACUUAAAA
Molecule: messenger RNA, 2320 nt
Organism: Culex quinquefasciatus (southern house mosquito)
Lineage: Eukaryota; Metazoa; Arthropoda; Insecta; Diptera; Culicidae
Product: SET and MYND domain-containing protein 4
Exons: 3
Coding region: 446-2224 (592 amino acids)
Molecular function (GO): protein binding
Source: RefSeq, a predicted model, not a curated record